AUGGCUGUAAUUACCUGUCAGGUAAUGUAUGCGCAAGCGAUAGAACGUACCUAUUGGGCUUAUGUUCCUAAUCCUCCUCUUGUGAGAGCUAUCUCUUGGGGUGAACCUGAAGUACAGGUAUGCACCAAUGAAACUGCAUUCUUCCCACCACCCGUGUGUGGAGGAAUUGAACAUUUAUAUCAUCAUAUUAAUCAAUAUAGCAUAAGUAAUGUUACUGUUGCAGUGGAGGGCCUCCCCUUGAACAUUGGAGGACAUCCCUUUUGCCUCUCUACAAGAAAGCAUAAUCAUUACUCUUAUAAUACCUGGGGGGUAACAUAUAAUAAUUAUCAUCCUGCUGUCUUUACUGUGCUUAUUUCCACCAGGGGAUUCAACACGUCUACGACGCCAAUGAGUCACCAUCCUGAUACCUUUAUACCAUUCUGCUCUUCUAAUUUUUUUAUUCCUUCCUUAGAUUCUUUGGAAUGGGAAAGUUGCCGAGGUUAUAGGCCUUUUAAGGUCAUGAACUAUUCUGGAUUUGUUAUUGUAGAUUGGAGCCCUGAUCAUGGCCAACUUUUAGAAAAAUGGUCUAACAAAACUCUCAAAUGGUAUCGAAUUAAUGGUACUUUAAUGGGUAAUGGUAAUGAAACCGUAAAACGGCAGCAGUUUGCACUUGUUUCCCCUCAGUUGCAAUUGUUAGGGUAUCCCCACUUUCAAGGGAAAAUUUGGAAAUUAUGGGCAGUUUCAGGGAAUCUCACUAUAUGGUCGGGAAACUAUACUUUGAAUAUGACUGAUAGUUCAGGUCCCUUUCAUGUUAAUUUGCAUGUUAAUAAAUCUUAUUCUGCUACAGCUUGUAUAAAAUACCUCUUUGCAUUGUCGUAUGAGAAAUGGACUUGGAAUGCUACAGAGGGGUCUAUAUCAUGUAAUGAUUGUAAUUUAACACAAUGUGUAAAUCAGUCAUGGUGGAAAAUUUUUGAAACACAAACCAACAACUCUGAUUUUUCAUUGGUGGUUGUUAAAACUCAAACUGAAGUAUGGCUACCUGUAAAUUUGACAAGACCUUGGUCGGACUCUUUUGCUGUAUCUCAUUUAGUAGCUGCUGUAGAGACCUUGCUUCACCGAUCCCGACGCAUGCUUGGAGUAAUCAUAGCUUCAGUUCUUGCAGUGGCUGCAAUUACUGCAACCGCUGCUGUGGCUGGACUUGCUUUGCAUCAAGGAAUCCAAACAGCAGACUUUGUACGGGAGUGGCAUAAAGACUUUCAUUUAUUGUGGCAACAACAACGAGAUUUGGAUACACAACUUGCAACUGAUGUACUCAAUCUUCAACAUACUGUUUCUUGGCUUGGGGAUCAAUUAACUGUUUUAUCCACAAGAAGUAUGUUAAAAUGUGAUUGGAACUCCCCUCAAUUAUGUAUAACACCUGUGUCUUUCAACAUGAGUGAGGGCUGGGAAAAGGUGAAGAGGUCAUUAGCAGGACAUCAAAACCUAACUAAGGAAAUUAUGGAGUUAGAGCUACAAAUUUUGUCUACAUUCAGCAAAACGCUACCUGACAUUACUGGGUCUGGUCUGUUAAAGGGUUUACAGGAAGGGAUGAAUAAUUUGAAUUCUCUUGGUCAUGUAUCUACUCUGAUUGGAACUACUUUCAGGAAUACCUUGCUUAUAAUACUCUUAUGUUGUGUUAUUAUUGUAGUCUUCUGGUGCUGGCGAAGAAGGCAACAACUAAAAAAGGAUAGACAACGCAUUUGUGCUGCCUUACAGCUUGCUACUGCUUCUCAGAAAAAAGGGGGAGAUGUAGGAGCCCAACAGUGA
This is a messenger RNA of Hyaena hyaena (striped hyena), 1785 nucleotides long. Its product is annotated as endogenous retrovirus group K member 6 Env polyprotein. The transcript has a single exon. Gene Ontology annotation, molecular function: structural molecule activity. The record is from RefSeq and is a predicted model, not a curated record. NCBI's taxonomy places the organism in Eukaryota, Metazoa, Chordata, Mammalia, Carnivora, Hyaenidae. Bases 1 to 1785 code for a protein of 594 amino acids.